This is a messenger RNA of Bursaphelenchus xylophilus (pine wood nematode), 7261 nucleotides long. NCBI's taxonomy places the organism in Eukaryota, Metazoa, Nematoda, Chromadorea, Rhabditida, Aphelenchoididae. The record is from the annotation of a GenBank genome assembly.
AUGAAGCGCGGAACCUCACGUCGAAAGAAGACCUCACAGACCUCGGAGCAGCCGCCGAACGCCGUGAAACCGGACUAUGGCCAACAGCCAGUGGGCUGCGGGGCCUACAACUACCCCAUGCCACCUUACGGGAUGUCAUAUCCACCCGGCUACCCGCCGGGCUAUCCGCCCGCAUAUCCCCCUCAAAUGAGUCAACCACAUAUCGGAUAUCCCAGCCCAUCGAACGUGUAUCGGCCGGCCCCGCAGCAAGGGCCCAUGCCCCAAUUUCGUCCGAAUCACUUGGCCCCUCCGGCCUACGAUUAUCCUCGCGCGCCCUCGCCUCGAAUCCAGACGCCCAGUACGAGUACGGCUAGUCCGCAGAUGUUCCGGGUACCCUCGCCUUCGCUUCGACAACCGCAACAACAAUACAUGCCGUCGUACCCAACACAUCCGGUAAUGACGGCCAGCCCAAGGCCACUCCAACAACAGCAGCCUAGUCCAAUUCCUAAUCAACCGUCCACUUCCAUGAGCUCUCAACAACAGCCUCGUUGGGGUAGAGAAUUCGAUUUUGAAACUUUAAAAAUAUUCCUGGGAAAAAAGAUUUUUGAUAUUGCACUUUCAUCUGUCAAAUCUGAGAUCCCGCCAACUUUUUUUGGGUUUUAUAGGCCAUCCAUUUUUUCUGGUCAUUAUUCCCCAAACACCCUCAGGGAUUACUUUGAAAGGGCAUUUCAUUAAUGUCUAAUUUUUCUUCGCCGCGCUGGUCAUCUGGUGUGUAAAAUAAUAUCCCGAUUACACAGUCACACACUCCGAUGUAAGGCCUCCCCAAUCCUCCAACCGGUUGUCCGGACAACCGCCCCGAGGCAUUAAGCACGAAACACCCGCUACUGUAGAAGGGCCGAGAUUGUUCGGCCGGGUUUUAAACAUCCAAAAAGUGGGGAAAUACGAAUGUCAUGCAAACCACGGCAAAGCGGGGAGAAUGUCAUGAAAUGUUAUCAACAAGAAAAGGUCAAGGGCCAUAACGGGACCUUCUAUCCUUGUGAUACAUCUUUCAUCUAAAAUACUUCUUUUUUCUCUAUAAUAGCGGAAGAAAAGAUAUUUUAAAGGUACAAAUGACAUUUUAGAGAGAAAAAAUAAAAAUAGAUGGCUCAAGUAAUACAAAUAUCAAUGCAAUCUAAUUUCAGCGCCAAACUACCCUCAACAUGGUCCCGCCGAAGGUCAACCACCUUAUUAUUAUCAACAACAGGGUCUCCCGCCUCCACCUCCCCAUCAUCCCGGGUAUCCGGGCUGGUCGGGCCAACCACUCCCGCCCGGCUAUUCUCAACACGGCUACCCGCCAGUUCGACCGCCAACCCAUCCCCCACCCGGCCAGGGCUACCCACCCGGCUAUGCACCACCUCAGUUCCCCCAAGCCCAACCUCAGCCACCCCCACCCCACAUCCAGGCCCCCAAACCCGAAGCGAUGGACCCACAGGCGGGCCCGGCCUCCACCGGCGACCAAUCCAGCCGCUCCACUCCCGCCCCACCACAUCAGACAAGUCGGCCGCCCUCCCAAGCCCACUACCAACCACCUUCGACACCCGACACCAGGCAGGAGGAACGACCGAGUUCGAGGCAGCCCGCCAAACUCGGACACACUCCGGUCCCGUCCAGUUCGGCGUCCAUGCCCGGCCCUGCUCAACCACCACCUCAAAUGUAAGCCUUUCAAUUCAUUUUCCAUAAUUUUUGGGAAGGUUUAUAUUAUACUAGGUAUUCUUAUCAAGAAUUUUAUAACUUCUCCCCCGAAAACCGCUUUAAUCAAACCAAACUUACGAAAAAAUAUGUUGCAUAACACUUUAUUCUCGACUAAAACAUAGACAAAAAUUCUGGAAUACACCCAAAAGAAAUGUACACGAAAAAUCCCGACGUUUUGACGAAAUGUCACAGAUUUAUUGAAAAAUUACUUCUGCAUAAUUUCCUUUCGAUGUGGCGUUUGAGACGGAGAGAAGGAGUCAUUUAUAGCUUCCACAAUGUUUAAUCCAAACCACCCUUUUUUUAAUAUACGUAAUAAUGGUUCUCCUGGGAGUCCAAACAUGUUCAUCAGGUAAAUUAAUGUAAAACGGUUGAAAUCUGUAGAAAUUUGAAUACAAUUUUAAAUAUUAAACAGUUUGUUUCUGUCGUCGGCUGCACUUUUUGGAAGAGUUUUCCCAAAAUUUUAUGUUUUUUGAAGUGUUGACCUUAUUUUAGGUAAUAAAUUUUGUUUCAGGCCCGUAAACCCGAUGAACAUGCCACAUACGAGCCAACCUUACUAUCCCCCAAAUGCAUAUCGACCCGUCCCCACAGCAAACAAGCCCCAAUAUCCCAUGGGCUACCCGGAUCCAUCUCAGGGCUUCCCGCCUCCCCAUCCCAACAUGUAUCCACCUUCAUCACAACAUCCGGGAAUGUGGCCGCCGAACUCGCAACCCGGUGUGCCACAGCCUCGUUUCCUGAACCCACACACUCCGCAGAUGCCGGGGAAGCCGCAACAGCAGGAGUUCCGAAGACCUCAGCCUCCCUCAACUUCGGCUGCACCUCCUCCACCUCAACCUCAACAAUACUACAUGCAAAACAACCAGCAGGGAAUGGCCAGUCCGAGUUCAGCUCAAAGACAACAGAGGGUAAGUGUUUUUCGUUGUUUUCUGGAGUUUAGGCAUCAAAAGUUUGAUCAUGAUCGAAAAGAAGAUUUUUGACGAGGAAAGUCUGAAAUAAUGUUUAUAAGAAGAAAGAGAUGAAUAUUCAGUCCAAAUUUUCCAUAGGUUCGCCAAGAAGUUUUUUGUCUUCGACUUCUUAAUCCAAGAAAUUUUGUAUAAAUUGACGUUGUCCCGAAGUGUAAAUCCUUGAUUUUAGGUACCCCCUCAAGUCCAACAGAUGCCUCCAGCCACCACAGCGUCUCAGCAAUACCAACCGCAUCCAAUGUCCCGUCAGAUGCAGCCUCAACAAGGUCAGAUGAACGCCUCUUUUCCACCCGGUUGUCUCGAGGCCAUUGCUACAGCAACAGCGAUGCGGCGGAAACGACCUCGUUCCUUUGCCCGAGAUAUCAAUGGAGCCACUCCGAAGCGUCUGACAAUGGCUUUGAGAUCAGGUCAAGAGCUGGAUACAAUCUGGGCGAUCAACGUUUUGACGGUUAUCUUGUACGACGACAUGGCUCAACCUCUGAUCCUCAGCUCGGAACCCCAACUUUUGGGCCUUUGCAUCGAACACUUCAAGGCUCUUUUGGCCGUUUUAUACCCUCAGGAGUUCAGUCUAACUGACAAUGCGAAGGACUUGGAAGUCUUUGAAGACUUUGUCGAAAAUGCCCCAAAUUCUCGGAAAAACUCGGUUGUCGAGAUGGGGAAAAUCAACGGAAAAGUGGAGAAGAAAUCGAGGAAGAACAGCACCGACUUCACUUUCGUCUCCCGAACUGGGCGAAAGGUUUAUGUGGAGAAGGAGGCCAAGAAACCCAUGAUUUUGGAUCGCCUGUGCAAGGAAUGGGAGGAUGAACAAGAGACUUCCAAAGAGAACAAGGCAUUGGAAGAGGGAAAAUUUGUCUCCGGAUUGUGUCACAGGAUAUAUAAGGGAAUCAUGACCAGGUUGCAAUGUAAACGAGGGCUGAAACGAAUGAGAUUCUCGAAACACGAUGUGAUCAAAGAAGAAGUUCAAGAUGGAGAAGAAGAAGAUGUCAAGGAGGAGAUGGAGGUGAGUCAAAUCUUUGAAAUUACUUUUUAUUUGAUUUUUAGAGAGACUUUAGAAUAGAAGGUAGUGAAAUUUGAAGUUUUUGGACAGGUUUUUGCGUUGAUGUCACGUAUAAUAUAACUGAUUUUUCAUUUUCGAUUUUUUCAGGAAGAAACAUUAUUCUAUCGUCAACCCAAGCCAAAUGAGACCUGGAAUCGCGAGAUCACCGCCGACCUCUCGCUCAUCCCCCGUGCGGCACCAUUGGUCAACCGGGAUGUUUGCUUGGAGGAGAUCGGAGACCGUCUUCUGGCCAUGUCCAACAUCAUCCGCGGGUUCUCCUUCUUCCCGGGCAACGAGAAGCUCAUGUACAACAACACCGAACUGCUCGACCUGAUUGGCCGUUUGUUAAUGUUGAAGGUCAAGCGGGACGAGCAGAGGAAUCUGGAGUCAGCGAAGCUAAAGGCCGAGAAGGAAGCCGAGGAAAAGGUGAAAAAAGAAGUCGAAGAGGACGAGAAGGGCGACAAAAAGGAACCAGAGAAGAAGUCGGCCCCAUCCGAAGAGGAUUCGGAUGAGAAGUUGCUCCUAGAGAUUGCGAAUCAGCUCCGCGAUGAUGCAUUCACAUUGCUGUCGCACAUCAGCGUUCAGCUCGAUCUCUACAACCAAAACAGCGACGUGACUUAUCGAUUAAUGGACGCAUUACUCCAUUGGGCCGUCACCACCAACAUCCAAGCCAAAGAUCCCAUCAACAACGCGGUUUACAGCCCAAAGUAAGCGUUUUCCGAUAUUAUACUUGGUCAAACAAUUUUUUUUUGAAAUUAUAUUAUUCUUCUGGAUUUUUUAAGAGAUUAUUGAAAGAGUAUAGAAAGAAUAUGAAAUUUUCCGUAUUUUACAAAUUUUUUUAGAUUGUAUGUGUUCGAAGUCAUCUGCAAAAUGUCACUUUUGGAGUCCAACAUUGAUCUCCUGUUGUCGACCGGACCUUGGCCCAGAAUCGAAGAGUUUGUACGAGUAGUUGCUAACAGCGUCACAAUGUCAGAGGAGCUUCCAUUGAGGUAAGAAGAGGAUUUGGAUAUUAUUUUAGAGCGACUUUUAAUUUUCUUUGUCUAACAUAAGGUUCAGAGCCCAAUUUUUUGAAUUUAUUUGAAGCUAGAUUGUUAGGAAAUGUUCUAGAAGUAGAGGUUGCACUUUUCUAACGCGUGACUGUUAGCCUUUCAAAAAACGAUAAGAUUUAUCGACCAAUUUCAUCAAUGAACUUUUUGAACAAAGAACAAUUACUGGAAAUGUUUUCAGAGAAUUUGCGAUUGUGAUCCUAACCGCGAUUUGCCAAGCCAGCGAACCGGCCUGCGUGGUGGCGACGCUCGAAACGGACGUCAUUCAGAACCUGGUCUCGUUCCUGGAGGCCGCCGAGUUCAACAUCACAACCAUCGCCACCACCGAAGGAGUGACGGUUCUGAGGGACAACCCGGAACGAAUGGGCACUUCCUUCGGCAUGCUUCGACGAGCCGCUCAAAUCCUCGCCUGUCUGGCGCAGUACGAAGUAUGCCGGCCGUACUUUGUGAAGCACCAGUCCCGCCUUUUGUCCUUCACCGUCAGCAGCUACGUAAGUGGAAGGAAAAACGUUGAUCAAACGGCGGGGAUUUAAAAUGACGAAACGAGUCAUCCGAUGUUUACACAGUAGGAACUGCACUUCUGAGCUGGUCCCGAACAGUAUUUCGCACUCUCAGCUGGCUUUUGAACAUUUAUUUCCCUUGAUUUUUUAUCGCUAGUAAGAAAGCCGAAAAAUUGGACUUUUUCCAACGGAAAAGUGCAUUCCUGCCAUAUGGUUGACCUUUUUGGUUUCUCAAAAAUGGAAAGAAGAGAGCGAAAACCAAUACGAAGUGUGAUUAUGAGUUGCACUUCCCAGUGAACUCUGAUUAGAAAGGGGAAAUCUGGUUUUAUUUGGUUUAGCACCCUAGUACGACGUUAAGGCGGAGUUUUGACCAAAUUUUUCUUUCGGAUUUUGCAUUAAAUCUGAUUAGAAUCGGCUUAGUAGCCUCUUUUUGUAAAUAGGUUGUCCUUUCCCGCCAUAAGGAGCCAUCCCCCUGAGGGUUCGGACGGAGCAUUCCGUGAUCGAAAGCUAUCAACGGAUCUCUGGAAAGGCCCCAUUUUUCCGCGUCUUUUCCCAAACCAAAGUGCAAAAUACAGUAGGAAGGGCGAAGCCCCAGUGAGCCUCAACGAGGUUUCGCUAGCUGGCUGUGUGUGUUUUUUUAGAGUUUUUUUCGGAAAUUCUUUCGUUUUUGCGGGCGCCGUCAAUAUUUUUUUUCGUAAAGUGCGCGGCAUUGCACUUUUGCUGGGCGGAGAGUACUGGUCCCUCGGAAGAAUUUAUUCCCAAUGUUAUUAGGGCGUUUAUGUCGACUCGGACUUGUUUUGGCAGUCUGAUGGUAUACUGUAGCCAUUUUUAGAGAUUUUUAUGGAACAGGUGAAAGUUGUGCAUUUUCGUGGGAAUUUGGUGAGAAAACUGUGGCCUGGAAAGUCUUAGAACAGCAUGAGCUCACUAUCAUGGAUUUAGAAAGGGUUCGAGAGACGUAGAGAGUAUAUUUUGCGUAUUAGUUUGGGCAAAAAUUUGGGAUUUUUGGAAAGAAGCCAAAAUAAUAGUAGUAGUAAAUUGUGAGUUGAUAUUGCCCAGAGCACUGAUUUGCGAACCAUGCUUUAUCUGUUUAAAUACUCGGUUUCCCAAAACAACGAGAAAUUUUUUAAAUUAAUUUACCUUAUUUUAGAUGGAUUCCCGAGUAGCUGGCAUGGUUGCCGGUAUCCUGUACGAUCUCCAACACAUUCCCAGUGACCUGCUGCUUGCCAAGGAAGUAUCGCCUCAGGAAACAAGCAAAAUGGCCGAGCGAUUCCCAUCGUUCAAGUGGAAGGUCAGCGACGAUGCCGAAGAUCCGCCGGAGCCAUUCCUGAAUGUCACCUUACCACCUCCAACUAACCCGUUCCAUGUUGAAGCUCAAAAGGGCCUUCCGAAGGUGUCCAUUUCUCCUGAUUCGAGGUCCAUGUCACCGAGCAAGACCAAUGGGAAUUUGGAAGGUAAGGAUAAUAUAAAAUCAUGUCGGAAAGUGAUCAAAUCCUAUUUUAACUUGAUUUUUGGGAAUAUUAGAGGCUUAAAGGUGAUAUAGCUUGACUUGGGAUAACAUAUUGGAUUGUAGUUGAUAUAAUUUAUAUUAUUUUAGUGAACGGAAACACCAAACACCGAAGAAAAAGGAGCCGCCAUUCGGAUGGCCGAGAGAUGACCGCUCUUGAGAGUGCCCUUCUCAACGACUCCGACGCCGAAUCCGGCCCUGAGUCGGACGGAGAAACAAGCCAGCCGGCCAGCGACACAAACUCACUCAACUCGCAGCCAAACUUCAAGUCGGCGUCGGAUGCGGUGAAGGAAAAGCUCCGCAACAACAUCAACAUGAAGCAUGGGCUCACAGAGAAUGGGCACGAAGAAGAGCCGGACCAGAAACGCCAAAGAAUCGGGAACGGGAUGAGCGCGGUCAGCCCCAAGUGUAACGGAGAUCUCAACAACAAGGUCAGGCCCAACAAAUCCGAAAAUGGCAACGGAACCCCAACCAAACAGAGCGGAUCCAUGGCGGCGGUGGCCUAG